Anopheles darlingi is the source of this 2132-nucleotide messenger RNA. Its product is annotated as zinc finger and BTB domain-containing protein 24-like. The coding region runs from base 123 to 2060 and encodes 645 amino acids. The transcript has 3 exons. Lineage: Eukaryota; Metazoa; Arthropoda; Insecta; Diptera; Culicidae. Gene Ontology annotation, molecular function: zinc ion binding. Gene Ontology annotation, cellular component: nucleus. The record is from RefSeq and is a predicted model, not a curated record.
UUAAAAAGUGGGAAAAAGCAUUUUUGGAAAUUUUGGAGUAGCUUGCGAAGGCCCAGGAAGCUAGAUUCCAUAGUCGUACUAGAGAAGAAUGUAGUUAUUGUGUUUUCCUGAAAGAACGCGCCAUGCAAAAACUCGAUGGCGACUACGAUGUGAACGAAAUAUGCCGUUUAUGUUUGCAGCAGCCACAGGGUGGUUCUUGGGUUGCGCUGUUCACCUCCAACCUACCAGUCAGCCCCUCGACGAUGAUAACGCGGUGCACCCGGAUCGAGGUGUACGAAAAAGAUGGGCUACCGGAGGCGAUCUGUAACGGUUGCUUCUUCAAGCUGGGCAUGGCGUACGAGUUCCGCAUCCGUUGCGAAGCGGCAGAUCUUAAACUUCGUCAGUAUUUGAAUUUACCAGCGAGUGCUCCAAAGGGCAACACCGAUCUCCUUCCGUCCAUUAAUGAAGCAGCGAUAACCGGUAAAGAUGACGAUAUCUAUGCGGCCAUGUCGGAGAUAUUCGGGCCGGAAGAACCCGAACCAAUCAUGCAAGAUGUAGCAACAGACAGCACAUUACAGACCAACGUUUGCCAACCGGUGGAAGAACCGGAGAAAACUGAAGAACCCGUUGAUACCGGCGUGAGUAAGGGCAAGCGACAUGCACCGCAGCUCAAGAACAAAUCGCAACUGGAUGAGCUACUCGUGAAGCAUAAGGAGAAGCUGCGGCUCGAAAGUACAAAGGUGAAAAUCUUCCGCCAAAAGCGCAGAACUCGCAAGGUCGGAGUGGACGGGCGUGUGCUGCUGGAAACACCGGAGGAGUGUUCCAUGUGCGCCAAAACGUUCCACUACCGGGACCAGCUGAGAAAUCAUAAACGAUUGCACCAUCGCAGCAAGAAGAGCUACGAAUGUACCGUUUGUCAGCGCAAAUUUAACUUGGCCAACAGCUAUCGUGUUCACCUGCGGACCCACAAUGCGGAGCGGCGCUUCCAGUGUGAGGUAUGCAGUAAGCUCUUCCGUACGACAGGCAAUCUGCAUGCACAUCUCCGUACGCACUCUGAAGAGCGGAACUUUGUCUGUACGGUCUGUGAACGAGCUUUCCGAUCAUCGAAGGAGCUCGCGAACCACGAGAAGGUGCAUAGCAACACGAAAGACUUUGUGUGCAGUGUUUGCGACAAGGCGUUUCUCAAGCGUUCCUAUCUCAAAACGCACAUAAACACAGUACACAUUGGAUUGAAGCGGCAUCAGUGUCAGGUGUGCGACAAACAGUUCUCCAAUAGUUCCAACCUGAUCGCUCACCGAAGAAUACACACGGGUGAGAAGCCGUUCAAGUGCCGGGACUGUGGCACCAGUUUCAAUCAAUCGUCGGCCCUGGCGCGACACAUCCAGAAGCAUCAUCGACCUAAGCCGGAUCCUCCGAAGCCAACGCCAGCACCGCUGGUACCGAUCGUAGAGCCCGACGAUCUAAUGAUCGAGGUAGAUGAAAACCGGUCCGUAGAAAGUACGGCCAGCUCCGAGCUAUCCGUAGCGACGUCAGUGAUGGAUAAUUCUCUUUCGUACGGUGGAAUGCCUUACGCUCAAACAUUUAUGCCGCAACAGCCGCCCACUCAGCUACAAACUCACUAUCAUCACGCACAUGAUCUCACGCAGCUACACCAACCACAUCACGUGUUCCAUCAGCAACAACCGGAACAGCAACAGCACCAGCAACAACAAGUGCAACCGCAACAUCACCAACAUCUUUUCCACCAGGAACAGCAACCAGAGCAGCAGCUUCACGGUUCAGCUCUGCAGCAUCAUCAGCAUCACCUUCAGCACCAUCACCAGCAGCAACAGCAGCAACAGCAGCUACAACAACAUCAACAGCAACAACCAUACGUACAUCAGUCAAUGGGUGCCAAUCAGCAGCUCGCAACCUCGUCCAAUCUCUACUCGGCCGACUAUUUGCCAUAUCAUCAUACGGCCCCUUCCCAGCAGUCACACUACGAUCUGGGAGGUUACGACAUGUGCUACAGCAUGCCGGCACCGACCGUCCUCAAUCCAAGCCUUAUGAAUCCCCAACCGACGUACAUCUUCGAUCAGUGAUAUGGCUAGUGAUGGACGGUAUGACAUAAGAUGAAGAAGCAAUAAAUGUUCCAUUAAUUAGUGAAGUUUUGU